This is a messenger RNA of Entelurus aequoreus (snake pipefish), 1077 nucleotides long. RefSeq names its product metaxin 2 (gene mtx2). Gene Ontology annotation, cellular component: SAM complex. NCBI's taxonomy places the organism in Eukaryota, Metazoa, Chordata, Actinopteri, Syngnathiformes, Syngnathidae. Bases 146 to 925 code for a protein of 259 amino acids. Gene Ontology annotation, biological process: mitochondrion organization. The record is from RefSeq and is a predicted model, not a curated record. The transcript is spliced from 10 exons.
UCGGACCCGGAACUGUUGGCGGACCAGUCGGUGACUGCGAAGCUUGCCCUUAAAACCCACAUGAAGCGGAGCUGACCUUAGCUCUGUAUUAAGUUUAAACAACAUUGAAAAGAGUGGUUAUUAAAACGGACACUUUAAGUGCGGCAUGUCUCUUGCGGCGGACGCAUUCGUGUCACAAAUGGCGGCUGCUGAGCCUUGGCCAGAGAGUGCAGCCUUGUACCAGCCUCUGAAGGAGGAUCAGAUUCUGCUGUCAGAGUGUGCCUCUUCUCUUGCUGUGCAGGCCUACCUGAGGAUGUGCGGCCUGCCCGUGCAGGUGGUUUGCAAAUCCAACGCCGAGUACAUGUCCCCCUCUGGGAAGAUUCCCUUCAUCCACGUGGGAAACCAGGUGGUGUCCGAGCUGGGUCCGAUAGUGCAGUUUACUAAAGCCAAGGGUCAUUCUCUGAGCGACGGCUUAGAUGACAUUCAGAGGGCUGAAAUGAAAGCGUACAUGGAGUUGGUCAACAACAUGCUGCUGACUGCUGAGCUGUACGUCCAGUGGUGCGACGACGCCACCGCCGCCGAGAUCACCCGGCCCAGGUACAGCAGCCCGUACUCGUGGCCCCUCAGCACCAUCCUCUCCUACCAGAAGCAGUGGGAGGUCCGCAGGAAGAUGAACGCCAUCGGCUGGGGGGGGAAGAGCCUGGCGCAGGUGUACGAGGACGUGAGCCAGUGUUGCCAAGCUCUCUCUCAGCGGCUCGGAACGCAACACUUCUUCUUCAAUAAACAACCGACGGAGCUGGACGCCCUGGUGUUCGGCCACCUCUUCACCAUCCUGACCACCAGGCUGACCAGCCCGGAGCUGGCCGAGCGAGUCAGGAGUUACAGCAACCUGCUGUCCUUCUGCCGGCGCAUCGAGCACACCUACUUUGAGGACCGGAGCUCCUGAGGCACGGCGAAAAGACGAUGAAACUGCUCCCGCACGCAUGUCGGACGUACGCGGGAUGAAGAAUCAGUAUGUAUUUAUUAUUAUUAAUUGUAUUUUGUGUUUGCGGCACAUGAAUAUAAUAAUGCAAAUUAAAUCAAAGCUAUUAAACAUUG